This is a messenger RNA of Effrenium voratum, 2682 nucleotides long. The record is from the annotation of a GenBank genome assembly. Lineage: Eukaryota; Dinophyceae; Suessiales; Symbiodiniaceae.
AUGGAACUCUGGGUUCUUCUGCUAACGGUUGGCUUUAUCGCCGGGUAUCUCAUUUUGGCAGGACGCAUCACCGCGCUCAAAAGGGAGAUCGCGGUCCUCACGUCAUCGCAACAAAUAUCCGCCAACGCCGCGCUUGAACGAUCUGAACGGGAGAGCCAAGCGCCAGAACCAGCACCGGAAGCCACAGAAAACACCCCCAUUGAAGAGGAAGCGCCACCUGCUCGAGGAGCGCAAUCCUGGGGUCAGCCGGCCGAUGAAGAGCCCGCUGACACCGCACCGCAGGACGCUAUUGCUGCCCAGGUGGCACAUCAGGGGCCCUCUGUCUCGCUAGAACAGAAGAUCGGCACAAGGUGGAUUGUCUGGCUGGGCGGGUUGAUGUUCGCACUUGGCGGAAUUUUCCUGGUGCGUUACGCAGUCAAUGAAGGGUAUUUCGGCCCCGGGGCGCGCAUCUUUAUGGCCUCUCUUCUCUCCGUCGGCCUGUUGGUGCUGGGAGAAAAACUUCGCCGAGCGCCGUCGUUGCAGGCCAUCGCCAAUCUGCCAGGUGUUGCCAUUCCACCCAUCAUCACUGCUGUGGGGAUCGUCAUCGCGUUUGCUACGGCCUAUGCGUCCUAUGCGCUCUACGACAUGCUGGGACCUGAAGCCGUCUUCCUUCUGCUCGCAGUCAUCUCAGUGGGCUCUGUGUUACUCGCCGCGGUUCAUGGCCCCAUCCUCGGUGGCCUUGGGCUGAUCGGAAGCUACGCAACACCUGCCCUCGUUUCGUCCGACGAACCAUCGGUCAUCAUCCUCUUCACCUACCUUACCUUCGUCACACUUGCGGUUCUGGCGCUCGUACGUCUGCGGGCCUGGUGGUAUAUCGGUCUGAUGGCCGUCGCAGGGUCGGCGAUCUGGUCCCUCGUCGCGAUUUUCUUCGUAGGACAUCCUGACAAUCUGGUGAUGCUCUCGCUCUACCUGCCUCUGAUGACGGCAGCAUUCAUGUUCACGCCGCUCACACCCGAUAUUGAGGAUGCAGAUGACCUGCAUUGGCGACGCGUCCUGAUCGGUACAGCAGUUGCGACGUUCGGGGUUUUGAGCCUUCUCUUUGUCCAUAGUGAAGACAACGCAACGCUCGCCCUUCUCUCUCUUGCUGCUUAUGGGGCCAUCGGUGCCGUCGCGGCAUUCCGGGUUCAACUGCUUGAUCGGGAGCUUCUGAUAUCCGUCGGCCUCGUCGUCCUAACCCUUUUGCUCUGGGUGCCUAUCGGCGCCAUUCCCUUCGAGUUGAGUGACGCAGCAAGCAGAGGAGCGCUCUCGCCUCCCGGGGUACCUUCGGAGCUUCAAUUCUAUACCUGGGUCUUGGCUCUCUUUGCCCUUGCCUAUUCAGGCGGCGGCUAUUGGGCGCUGUCCAAGGUCAGCAAUAGAGGUCUCUGGGCGUCUGUUUCCGGGACGGUUCCCAUUGUUCUCUUAGCUGUUGUCUAUUGGCGCUCAACCGCAAUGGAGACCAGCAUGGCCUGGGGACUGGUUGCGGGGCUUGUUGCCGGCCUGCUCGCCUAUGCCGCCAGCACCUGCCGGAGCGACGAGCGAGGAUCGGACGGCGCAGUCGGCGCCUAUGCGACCGCCGCAUUGGCUGCGCUCUCCUUGGGCGUUGCCAUGGUCCUCCGCGAUGCCUGGCUCACCGCGUCUCUGUCUCUCCUGCUUGUUGGCAUUGCCUGGAUCAACGCCUCACUGGCACUGACUCUUUUGCGCUGGGUGGCACUGCUGAUCGCUGGAAUCGUGAUGCUUAGGCUUACCUUCAAUCCAGCUCUCAUGUCUUACGACAUCUCAACCACUCCAAUUUUCAACUUCCUGAUUUACGCAUAUGCGCUACCUGCUGCCGCCAUGGCGGUGACGGCGACGUGGAUGCGACGACAUAAAGAUGAUCUGGUGGUGCAAUGUCUGGAAGCGGGUGCCGCCCUUCUCUUUACGCUCUUUGUUUCAUUGGAAAUCCAUCACUGGAUAAGUGGCGGUGACCUGUUCUCUGAGAAGUAUGAAUUUGGCGAACGUGCCAUUCAGACACUGACUUGGCUCGCGCUCUCCUUCUUCUAUUAUCGCUUGGGCCAGCGCUACGGCCGAACCAUUCUCACCUAUGCCGGAGAGAUAUUGCGAUGGUUGGGCCUUGCGCAUCUUUUGCUUGCGCAACUCCUUUUCGGAAACCCGCUGUUCGUCCCAACCUUUGUUGGGGACCUGUUCUUCUUUAAUCUGCUGACGCUUGCCUAUCUCGCACCAGCCCUUUUUACCGGCCUCUACAGUAUCACCGCCAAAGAGCGCGGUGAUCGCCAAACAACCUUGUGGUUCGGCGGCGCGACCCUCGGCCUGCUGUUGACCUUCGCGACGCUGCAGAUCCGCCAGAUCUUUCAGGGCGGUAUGCUGCCCGGUGGGACCACGAGCGACAUGGAAUGGUACGUCUAUUCCAUCGUCUGGCUCUUGAUCGGGCUUGGUAUCUUCGCGCUCAGUUUCUAUCGAGGUGGGCGGGACCUCAGGCUUGCCGGCAUGGUGGUGAUCACACUGGCAACCACCAAAGGGUUCCUCUUCGACAUGGCAGCCCUUACCGGUUUCCUUCGGGCGAUUUCCUUUAUCGGAUUUGGUGGGGCGCUCAUCGGCAUUGGAUUGCUCUAUCAGAAGUUUGUUUUUCCGCCAAAAAGUUCAACUACGCCUGAAGAAGCCCCGUAA